AUGGAGAUAAUUCCAGGUUUACCAGAUGAGAUUGGAAGAGAAUGUUUAAUUCGUAUUCCAUUCGAUCAAUUCUCUACAGUUUCAUCUGUUUCAAGAUCAUGGAAAAAAGAAAUCCAAUCAAAAGAAUUUUAUCACCAAAGGAAAAACAAUGGAUUCAAUCAGAGUUUACUUGCUCUGAUUCAAUCUGAUCCAAUCAGUAUCAGUUCAAUCAAACCUCCUAAAACUCUCAUUAUACCAGCUCACCGACUGAGCCUAUACGAACCAGGUAAGAAUGAAUGGCAUAAGUUACCUCCUAUUCCCGGUUAUGAAGAUGGAUUACCUCUGUUUUGUAAAUGCACCGGAGUUGGUCGGAAUUUGGUUGUCGUCGGAGGUUGGGAUACGAAAACUUAUCGAGUUUUGAAUUCUGUCUUUAUUUACGAUCUUGUCACUUGUACGUGGCGACGCGGUGCUGAUGUUCCUGGUGGUGAGAGGUCUUUCUUCGCUUGUGCAUCAGAUUUUGAUCGUGUGGUUUAUAUUGCCGGUGGACAUGAUGCUGGAAAAACCGCCUUGAGAUCUGCUCUUGCUUAUGAUGUGGUGGAUAAUACGUGGAUUUCACUUCCUGACCUGGCGAAACAAAGAGAUGAGUGUAAGGGUUUGUUCCACCAUGGCAAGUUCCACGUCAUCAGUGGAUACCAGACGGAUAUGCAAGGAAAAUUUGAUAAAUCAUCCGAAACUUUUGAUGUUGAUACUUGGAAGUGGGAUCAGGUUGAAGAGCAAAAAUUAGAGGCCGAAAUGUGUCCGAGAACAUAUGUGUUUGAUUACGAGGGGAAAAUGUACAACUGCGUUUCAUCUUCUUUGACGCGUUUGGACGGUUCGACGUGGCAGCGGUUAACGGAGCUUCCUGAUGAUGUCCGUGCUGAAACAUUUGUUGCGAUGUGGCGAAGGAAGUUGUUGGUAAUUGGUUCUAGUAUUCAGGGUGGACCUCAGAGUUGUUAUGCGGUAGAGUUUGGAAAAUGCAACAAAAAAUCAGUGUGGACGAAGUUAGAGAUGCCAAAGGAAUUCACUGGCUUUGUACAGUCCGGAUGCAAUUUAGAGCUUUGA
Papaver somniferum (opium poppy) is the source of this 1080-nucleotide messenger RNA. RefSeq names its product F-box/kelch-repeat protein At1g15670-like. Gene Ontology annotation, biological process: regulation of phenylpropanoid metabolic process; negative regulation of cytokinin-activated signaling pathway. Lineage: Eukaryota; Viridiplantae; Streptophyta; Magnoliopsida; Ranunculales; Papaveraceae. The transcript has a single exon. Gene Ontology annotation, molecular function: protein binding. Bases 1 to 1080 code for a protein of 359 amino acids. The record is from RefSeq and is a predicted model, not a curated record.